Messenger RNA from Dentiscutata erythropus, 1964 nucleotides. The record is from the annotation of a GenBank genome assembly. NCBI's taxonomy places the organism in Eukaryota, Fungi, Glomeromycota, Glomeromycetes, Diversisporales, Gigasporaceae.
GUGUAUUCCCAACACUUAGAUCUAUUUGUAUAUAUACUUUACAACAGAUUUUGGAUUUGAGAAUUAUCUACGAAAACGAGGGUGGUGAUGUAGGACCACAAUAUCGAAUACAUUACAAAGGAUGGAAUAAAAAAUGGGAUGAAUGGGUUUCUGAGUCGAGAAUACUUAAGAUGACAGAAGAAAACAUUGCUGCUACAACAAAGAUAAAGCAUAUUCAAACUGCUCCUCCGACUAGUUCAUCGUCAGUUUUUGUACAAAUUGAGUCAAUGGAUGAGACGUUAUUACCCGAAGCUACACAAAAUGAGCAAAAUUCAAAUGCAUCAAAUUUCAAAAAUCGAAUGUUAAAACGUACCGUUGAUCAAGGACAAGCAAUAACAAGUACAUCUGCUAAAAAUGCGCUUAUUCAUCCUAUGCCACGACCCAAGACGGUUAAUGAUAUUUUAGAAGAAUUUUUUGAUUUCAAAAUGGAGAAGCUUAAAGAACAAAGUAAAACGUCUAUAGGUAGAAAUCGAGGUCGUAUAACUAAAUCACAAGAAUUAGCAGCGAGGGAUGUAACAAAUGGCAUUAAACAAUACUUUAAUGAAGCUCUUCCGAUAUGUCUACUUUAUCGAUUUGAGCGUCAACAAUAUGUCGAAAUGACGGAACAAUAUCCGAAAAAGGAAAUGUCAUCUAUUUAUGGCGUUGAACAUUUGAUGCGCCUUGUCGCCCAAACUGACGCACCACCAUCACAGUCGAAAGUUCCGUUAAGCCCUAAACGGGUUUUCAAAGUAUCUUCAUACCUGCUUAGUUGCUUGUAUGAAAAUUUAACCGGUCCAUUCAUUCCAUCGAUUCUUCAGUAUGGUUGGCACAAGUUAUCUAGUCAAAGAAAGAAGAUAUCUGUCAAAAAAAACAUUAAAUAUAGUCCAAGGAAUCGCCUUGACAUAUACUUUCCUGAUCGGAUUCCCACAACCACUUUCAGGAAUAGUCAAGUUUUUUCCGAUAAUGUGCCUUUCUUUAUGCAAUCUGGAAAUGUAAACGUGACCAGUACUUCUCAUGAAUCCCCCGUUAUCAUUUUCAUUAGUAGUUCUUGGAAUUCUGGAAGCAAAGCAACUUGUAUGCCAGUAGCUAAUAAUUUACAAAGCCAGGGUUAUAUUGUUGUAGUUCCUGACAUCACACUUUAUCCAAAAGGAAAAAUUACAGAAAUGAUUUCUGAUGUUCAACAGUGCAUUCAGUGGACGUAUAAUCAUAUUAGGCAAUUCCGUGGUGAUCCUUCACAGAUCUAUCUUAUGGGUCAUUCCGCCGGGGCGCUCUUGUCUUCUUUAACUGUGAUUCACGAUGUUUGUGCCACUUUGCAUGCACUUCCGAUUAACACAACUGAUGUGAAGAUUCCUGUUUGUGGCCAUACAAAUGGAAGGACUGGAUUACCUAGAAUUCAAGGGCUAAUCUUAUUCUCGGGUGUUUAUGAUACGACUUAUCACUACGCAUAUUUACAUCAACGAGGUCUCGAACAAGUUCAUGCUAUGCCCCGAGUAAUGGGAAAUACAUCAGAAUCUCUACUUCAAUGCUCACCUACUUAUUUACUCAAUCAUGCUCUCAAUAAUUCACAAAAUCGCGAUCAGCUUAGGGCAUUGUUACCUCGAAAAAUUUUUCUGAUACAUGGAGAUAAGGAUUCGUUUCACCCUCCAACAUCUACUCGUAACUUUUUCACCCUACUGGAUUCUGUUGGUAUACCUUCAGUGCAACUUAAAAUUUAUGAAGAUCUUAAACAUAUUAGUCCUUGCAUUGAUCUAAUCGUACCAACAAAAAGGUUAUGUGUGCUUCUAUUAGAGGAUAUUAGAGAAUGUUGUCAAAAUGUUAGACCAGUUAUGAUGGGAGGAAAUUUGAGCGAAAGACAGGCAGAAGGUGAAGAGGAUGAUCAUUCUAAUCGUAAUCGUAGUCGAGGUAGAACACGAAGGAGGAUGGCUUUAACUCGAUAUACCUUAUAG